Messenger RNA from Zea mays, 749 nucleotides. RefSeq lists its product as uncharacterized. The coding region runs from base 1 to 723 and encodes 240 amino acids. The transcript has 3 exons. The record is from RefSeq and is a predicted model, not a curated record. Lineage: Eukaryota; Viridiplantae; Streptophyta; Magnoliopsida; Poales; Poaceae.
AUGGGUGUGUGCGGCCCACGAUCAGGAUCUGCUAUUGCUUUUUCCCAAAAGUUCACGCAGCCGGCCACGCCCGGCUCCUCUGUCCGUGUGGCCGCACUCACGCUCGCGAACAACAGCCAGCCCGCAGCCUGCUCACCUGCCCGAGCCUCCAUCUCGCUGAGUCGCGAACCUUACUUGUCAUCCCUUCCUUGGAAACUAUCUCUCCCGCUUGAAUCGGGCACGAAGCGAUGCGUAUGGAAACCGCCGCCACGAUCUCGCCUAGCCCAUGUUCAUCUUCCCCGAAGAGAGCCCACGAAGCAGUUUUCUCACCCACUCGCGCCCAGCUCAGCUAGAACCGCCUGCGUCCCGGCCUCUGCCCGGGCGCUCGUCUGGCUCGGCAGCCUGCCUGCGCGGCGGCGUGGCCAGCCAGCCAGCCCGCGGCGGCGCGGCUUGUGGCCCUGUUCGGUCAGCAAGUCGCUAUCGUGCUCGGCUGUUCCCAGGCAUCGACGAGGAAGAACCGCCGUCGCGCGUCCAUCGACGUCGCGUCGCGCGUCCACGCCGCCACGGAGCUCACAGCAUCACCACCACCUCACCGUAGCGUCGUCACAUCCGCUCUGCACCGAAACACCAACUGCAGCACGCCAACACCAAAGCUCUGAUUGCGAUCCAUUUCCGAGCUUCGAGGAAUCGAGUGUCAAGCUUCAGCGACCAAGUGAUCAAGCUCUUCGAGUUCUACAAAGUUGAAGACCCUGAGCAUCUGUUUGGUGAAG